Molecule: messenger RNA, 1392 nt
Organism: Colletotrichum higginsianum IMI 349063
Lineage: Eukaryota; Fungi; Ascomycota; Sordariomycetes; Glomerellales; Glomerellaceae
Product: Pre-mRNA-splicing factor SLU7
Exons: 1
Coding region: 1-1392 (463 amino acids)
Biological process (GO): mRNA splicing, via spliceosome
Cellular component (GO): spliceosomal complex
Molecular function (GO): pre-mRNA 3'-splice site binding
Source: RefSeq, a predicted model, not a curated record
AUGCCACCGCCGCCACCCCGAAAGCCCGAUCCGAAGGCGUCUGCCGCUUCCAAGGAGGAAAACAUAUAUAUUCCUUCUUUCAUUAGCAAACGUCCCUUCUAUGCGGGCGAGGAAGGCGAUGAUCAGACGGACUACCUCGAACAUCAACGUCUGCAGAAGAAGAAGGAUGAGCAGUCGCAGUGGUACGACCGCGGCCGAAAGGCCGGUCCCGCAGCCACCAAGUUCCGCAAAGGGGCUUGUGAAAACUGCGGCGCCAUGACGCACAAGGCCAAGGACUGCCUGAGCCGGCCGCGAGCGAAAGGCGCAAAGUGGACCGGCAAGGACAUCCAGGCGGAUGAGGUCAUCCAAGACGUCAAGCUCGGCUGGGAUGCCAAGCGUGACCGCUGGAAUGGAUACGACCCAAAGGAAUAUCGCAACGUCGUUGAGGAGUUCAAUCAGAUGGAACAGCUGCGGAAGACGGCGCUAGCGAAGGACGGGACGGAAGAGGAGCAAGACGACGGAGACAAAUACGCCGAGGAGAACGACAUGAGCAAGCACCAAAGCACAGCUACGCGUCAGCUCAGAAUACGAGAAGAUACGGCCAAAUACCUAGUCAAUCUUGAUCUCGAGUCAGCCAAGUACGACCCGAAGACGAGGUCCCUGGUCGACAGUGGCGCGACCGCAGACAAGGCUGCGAACCUGUUCGCGGAGGAAGGCUUCAUGCGAGGCUCGGGCGACGCCAGCGAGUUCGAGAAGGCACAGCGAUACGCCUGGGAGGCCCAGGAGAAGAGUGGCGACACCACGAAGCAUUUGCAAGCAAACCCCACGGCAGGAGAGUUCUAUCGGAAGAAGGAGAAGGAAGAGGCUGAGAAGAAGCGUGCCGAGCGGGAGAAGAAGCUCAAGGAGAUGUACGGCGACAACUCGCAGUACACAAUGCCGGACGACGUCAAGAACCUCAUUACCGAGUCUGAGAAGUACGUCGAAUAUGAUGAGAGCGGUCUUAUCAAGGGCGCGCCCAAGGUCAUUGCAAAGUCGAAAUACCCCGAGGACGUCUACAUUCACAACCACACAUCGGUGUGGGGCAGUUGGUGGUCCAACUUCCAAUGGGGCUACGAGUGCUGCCAUUCGGUGGUGAAGAAUAGCUACUGCACAGGCGAGGAAGGCAAGCAGGCAUGGGAAGCAUCUGAGCGACAACGGACCGGCGCCAUCCUGGCUCAACAGGAGGCACCAUCGGAUACUUCCAAGGAAAACAAGGCGCACGAAGAGCACGCGGCGAAGAAGCCCGCGAAUAAGCGAACGGCGGAAGAGAUGAUGGGAGGUGUUACAGAGGAAGAGAUGGAGGAAUACAGAAGAAAACGGACAGCGGCAAACGAUCCGAUGGCCAAAUUCUUGGGCAAGGAUGAAUUGGUUUGA